CGCCACCCACUCCAGACCAUGGCGACCACCGACUUGAUACUGCAGUUCUUGUGGCCAACGUCAACCAACUCAGACGGUCGCACCUUUCAGAUUAAGCAAAUCGCCGAGGCACCGCAAGAUCCAAUUGAGUUGUACAAGUUCCACCAUCCCGUCACCGGAAACAAUACCGGUGUUACCCAAAUUCACCGCAAGAACCUUGCUACGCAAGUAUGGGAACCUUCAGGCCACAUAGAAUGGACGUCAGCCGCCGCCGCAACGGUCUAUUUUGGCGGUCUUGAACGGGUUCCUAUGAGGGAGUUGCGCCGUAUGAAGAAGGUGUCUAGCAAAUCCCGUCGUUUCAAGGCGAAUGGCUCGGAGUACAAAUGGAAGGUGGCAGAGAAUGGUACUGAUAUCUAUUGCGUCAGCACACGCAGCAAAACGGUUGCUACGUGGUCGCAGGAGCAGUCGACUCUGCGAGUGAUGGACCGUGCAGAGGGGAUACUGGAUAGGAUCGUGGUGACGUGCUUCCUGAACCUCUGGAUGAAACGAAUAAACCAGUGGUGAUGGGUGCGGUCAAGUGUAUGCUCUCGUGUAAUUUUAGUGCGCUCGCAUACGGUAUGCCUGUUGUAAUAACAUGUAGUUGAUAUGU
Messenger RNA from Postia placenta MAD-698-R-SB12, 628 nucleotides. RefSeq lists its product as hypothetical. The transcript has 5 exons. Lineage: Eukaryota; Fungi; Basidiomycota; Agaricomycetes; Polyporales; Adustoporiaceae. The record is from RefSeq and is a predicted model, not a curated record. The coding region runs from base 19 to 543 and encodes 174 amino acids.